Messenger RNA from Amoebophrya sp. A120, 268 nucleotides. The record is from the annotation of a GenBank genome assembly. Lineage: Eukaryota; Dinophyceae; Syndiniales; Amoebophryaceae.
GUCUCGACGGCGCCGCCCUCGAUGUUUCGGGAACAAGCGCUGGCUCGUCCGACGAAGCGUGUGGAAUGACUUUCGCCAGCUCGUCUGUCGUCGUGCGGCACCUUCGUGAAAUUCGCCCUGGCAGCAUUGAGACGGACCACCAGGAGCGAUUUGUCAGGAGUUAUGCGGAUCGCCUGUGGAGAUCAAUCGGCGAUGAACAAGAUAAAACAAGCGACUUCGUGGUCCCAGAGGCUCCUAGUUUCAGUACGACUUCUGAUCAUCAUCUACC